AUGAAGGUUCUCAUUGCUGUCAUUGCUCUUGUCGGAUGUUCCGUCUACGCUCAACAGGCUCAAAUCUUGCCGGCUGGAAACCAAGGAAACAUGGGAAACCAAGGCGGUCAAGGAAAUAUGGGUAACCAGGGAAGAAUCAUCGGAAACCAGUGUUACGGUAGAAACGAAGAGAUGAAGCAGUGUGGAACUGCUUGUGAACCGACUUGUGCCAAUCGCAACCCGGUUUGCACCAAGCAAUGCAUCAACAACGUCUGCCAAUGUCGCCAAGGAUACGUUCGUCACUCGCUGACCAGACAAUGCGUUCUUCCAUCUCAAUGCAAUAGAAACAACAACUCAGGAACAUCGCAAUCGCCACAGCGCUGUGGAGCCAACGAGACCUUCAGAACUUGCGGAACUGCUUGCGAGCCAACUUGUCAGAACCCAAAUCCACAAGCCUGCACCUUGCAAUGCAUUUCAAACGUUUGCCAAUGCAACCAAGGAUUUGUUAGAGGACCUUCUGGAUGUAUCAGACGCCAACAAUGCUAA
Molecule: messenger RNA, 525 nt
Organism: Caenorhabditis briggsae
Lineage: Eukaryota; Metazoa; Nematoda; Chromadorea; Rhabditida; Rhabditidae
Exons: 4
Coding region: 1-525 (174 amino acids)
Source: RefSeq, a predicted model, not a curated record